CUGACAACUAGUGUGUUAUGGAAUAAAAAUCUGUAGUUUGUACUCUUUACCAUAAUAACAGUGUCAGUAAGGGAGUUUGCAAACUUGUAAAAUAUUACUCAUAGGUCUCAAUUACAUGUAUAUACAUACAGUUUUAAAAUUGGCAUAUAAAAGCACGUUUUAGUCAAAUCAACCCACGCUAAUGUGACGGAGCUUUGAUGAAUUCUUGAGACAAUUCUAAAAGUGCGAAGUCCUGCAAAAAAAAAUACUGACAAUUUUUUAAAGAAAAAACAGUGAAUUUAUGUAAACAAUACAGGCUAAGCGAUCAUAGUACUUCCAUAAAACGAGAAUAAUUAGGAAACAAUCAUCAUCAGUUGCUGUCCUCAGAUAUGAAAUUUCGAAUUAUUAAUCGCCUGUAGUUAAUAAUUAUAAAAAAGUUUAUACAAUUCAUAGUUAUGAAUCGGAAACACUAUACUGAAAGUCAUGACAGCUACGGCAAAAAACAGAAAAAUCAAAGCAAAUAUUUAUUGGAAAAGAAGAAACAUCUCUGCCCAUUUUCUUCCAGAGUUAUCUUAGAAAGAAUACUUUUAGUGGAUGAUAACUACUUAAAAGACUAUGAUUCUGUUAAGUUGAAUUUUAAAGAUGUAAAUAACAGUGAUAAUAAUUCAGUACCUAAAUCAGUAAAAAAAAACAAGCAAAAUAACGAUAAAAUAACUAACAAUAAGGCUAGAAAAUGUUUAAAUGUAAAUAAAAAGAACCAAGGGAACAAAAUUGACCAUGCUAAGAUUAAUUCAAGUAAACUAGACAAAUUACCUAAAGUUAUACUACAGCGAUUAUCAAUGAGUAAAAUUAUAUCAUGUUCAACCAAAAAAGAUAAUUUUCUAGCUUUCAAGAGCAUAAUUGGUACCAAACCAAGAUUAAAAAUUGAAAAUAAUGAAACUAAAAACCAGAUUACUUCAAAAAAUAACAAUGAAAAAAGUGUUAUGGGCUCCAGUGCAAUAUUAUCUGAAUUAAAAAAGAAACAUAUAUCUUUUAAUAGUGAGUCUAUUCUUGACAAUAAAACAAGUUUAACAAAUAUAAAAGCUGAUAAAAUCUGUUUGAAAAAUGCAUCUCAUUCCACUUCAAAAUUUUUGGAAAAUUCAGAAUAUCAAAAAGAAGUGAACGAAUCAAAAAAAAAAUCAUUGAAAGUUAAAGGUUUUACUCAACCAGAGAAUUUAUUUAGAAUCAACAAAAAUGUAAAAAAAAAACAUAUGAAAACAGUUAAGUCUAAUUUAUUAGAGUCUCAAAAGAAAGCUAAAGAACUGCAUAAAUUAGAUAUUAAAAAACCCUUAAAAGAUAAAUUAAAUUUUCAACCAGGUGCAGAACAAGUUAUUCAACAUAUACAACAACAAUCAUUGAAUAUAUGUAAAAAAAUUUUGCAAACAAAAGUGGUUUUAGAAAGAUUGCCAAAAAACAAAUAUAUUAAAAAUAAUGAAAAUAAUGAUGCCUACAUAAAAGAUAUUUUAAACAAUAAUAAUUCAGUUAUUACAGAUCCUGUUUCUGAGAAAGCUACUGAGUCAUUCAGAAGCAUAUCUCUAUUAGAAAAAAAAAAUUCUAUUGAGUAUGAUGAAAUUAAUGCAAUUACUUCAGGAAAUAAUGUAAACCAGAAAAAAGAAACAACUAUAAAAAAUCCUGAAAAAAUACUAUCACACAAUUUGAAGCAUAGGACUCGUGUACAUCAGAAAGUUGAAAAAUCAGUGAAAGAAGAUAAUAAAAAUAAAAUUCGUACUAACUGUACUUCAAAAAAAGUACUACAAACUAAUGGAAGAAAGAGAACCACUGGUCUUGAAACUAAUUUAAAAAAUAUUUCAAAAAAUUAUCCUUUGGUAGUAAUAAAACCAAUUUCAAAAGAUAUUUUUGCUACGAAAAAUCCUAUUCUAAAUUUCAAAGAUCAGCUUCCAGACAAUAAAUUAGUGUCUGGUAGGAAUGGGAAAAUUUCUGAUAAAAUAUAUGAAUCAAGAAAAAAGUUAGAUGCUGAAGCAGCGUCAAAAACAUUGUCUGUUGAAUCUAAAUUAUCUUCAACCAAAGAUAUUAUUCUUUCUGAACCUGAAAAAAUUGAAGUUUUAUCCGAUCCGCAUGUAUUUGAUCAAUUGCCAUCUUGUUGUGAUAUGAAUUUAUAUAGUACUCCAUGUAUAUCAUCACAAAAUCAAAAAACAUUACCAUCAAGCUUCAAGAUAGAUAAACAAUUGAUGGUUUGUGUAAAAAGGCUGAAAGAUUAUUCUAUAAACUCAAAAGAUCAUACUCAAAAUAGUUAUAAAUCAAAUUCAAAUAAGAAUUAUGUUGUUAAAAAUAAAAAUAAAAAAAAUAGAAAUUUUAAUAAAUGUUCAUCAAGUGCUGUAGAAAAUGAAACUUUAUUUUUUGGUGAUAAAGAUACAGAUUUAAACAAUGUUAAUUCUAAAGAUAUAUAUAUACAACAAAUAUCAAAUGAAAAAAGUACAUUCAAUUCAACCUGUCUUAAUUCAAUCUCUAGUCAGAAACUCUACACUGCAUCACCUAAAGGCACCAAAAGCAAUGAAAAUAUUAAAAGAAAUCAAAAAGUUUAUGAAUCAGCUUUUAAACUUCACAAUAGCCAAAAUAAUGAGUACAUUGAAAAGCAAUCACUAAAUUUUCCUCUUACAUUUGAGAAAGUUGAGCCUUUAAUGAAUAUUAAAGAGGAAUGUAAUGGAUUGUCAGAUGAACAUGUUAAAUCGUUACCUUUGAAGUUUAUUAAUGCAUCUUAUUGUGCUAGCAAAGAUAAACCCAAAGAAGAAUGCAGAACAAUUCAAGAAAACAUCAAGAAUUUUGGAAAUUUAGUUACAGAUAGUAAAAGUAAACCCCAAUCAAUUAAUGAGUCAAAAAAGAACUUAGAUCAAGAAUGUCCAGAAAAUGUUAUGAGUACAAUAAAAAUUCAUGAGAAUGAUGAUAUCUCAGAUGAAUCAAGUUUCAUAAAAGCUCUUGAUGCAGCAAGUGUAAGAAAAGUAAUUAGAAGAUUCAAGACGUAUAAUAGUAAACAAAUGCCUCUCAUAAAAGAAUUGGUUCCUCUGUUGGUAAAAAUAAAAACGAAAAAAAAUAAAAACUUUCAAAUUAAAAAACGGGUAUCCAUGAAAGCUGCUGUUAUUGAACAAAAUUACAAUAAAAAUAGGUGUUUGGCAAAAAAAGUAAUAGCUAAAAAACGAAAUUUAUUAAAACUUGAAUCCACUAAAAACACAAAUAUUGAUACAGAAAUAAGUCUUGGCGAAAAAGAAGAAAUUCAAAAGACUAAAGAUGAGAAACUAAUUCGAAAGAACUGUCGAACUAACAGCGUUCAAAAUUUCGUAGAAUUAGUUUCAGUCAAUGAAAAACCAUUAAAACCUAAUGAAAAACGAACAUUAGUGAAAUCAAUUAUUACUUUGGAUAAACCUUAUGAUUUAAACUUAUUUCGGAGAAGAUCUCCUAGAAAAUUAUCGUGUUGUAAAAAUUUGGGCGAAAAAACUACGCUGGUGAAGAAAAACUUGACAAAUUUGCUGAUGCCUGAAACGCCUCAAAAAUUCAUAAAUACCAAGCUAAAUAUGGAGAAAUUUACAGAAGAAAAAAGCAGUAGCUUGAUAUUCCAAAAUAAAUCUGAUAUGCUUGUGAAAAUUCUGGAAGAUUGGGAUGAUCAAUGCAAUUUCAAAAGUCUACGAACUGACAAUGAACUUUUUAGAAUAGAUCAUAUGACAAUUUCAGAGGAACUAAAAGCCUGCAGUGAUGUUUUAGUUACUACAAUAACUAACGAAAAUGAAUCAGAAAAGGAUGGAAAACGAUUAUCAAAAGCAAAUUCUACAAAGAAAUGUGUAGAAAAAAAAGAAUUAAUUUUCAAUGAGAAUUCUAAUAAAGUUGAUGAUCUAAACAUUCACUCAAUCGAUAAAAAAACACUGAAAACUACUAAUUUUGACAUUGCUCAGAAUAUAGCGGUCAGCUCUUCCGUAAUAAAGGAAAAAAUAUUAACACAGGAAUUACUUAAUUUCCAAAAUGACCAGGUCUCUUCUCCAUUUGGAAAACAUACUUAUAAUCAUGAUGUAAAACUAGAUGAUAUUUAUAAAAAACAUGUAUUAAACGAAAGUAUUAGUAAAGAUGUGGAUUGUGAAUUCAUUUUUGAAAAAAAAACUGAGUCUACUAGUACUUAUGAUGUAGAUGAUAGUUGUCAAAACAAAACUUAUUCAUUUGAUAAAAAUUUAGUUAUGAAUGAACAUCAAAAUUUUAAAUCAAAAGAAAUGGAACUUGAAAGUUAUGAGUCAGAAAAAAAACCAAUAAAAAAUGUACAAGAUAAAAAUCUAGAAAUAUUGAAAACAGAGGAAAUGAAAAUUUGUGAAGAUCAAAUUGAAAAUGAAAAUGUAGAAAGUGCCAGUACAGAACUUCGCAGUGAUUUAUCUAAUAUCAAUUUUACAUCAAAAAGUAUAUCUCCUACUAAAAUUAGAAUCACUGCUCGGAAAAAUUGUUGUAAUGAGUCUCCAGAACCAAUUAAAGUAAAUGUGAAAGACAUAGCCAAAAUCAUCCCGAAAGGACCAUUACCUGAUGGAAAAUGUAACUUGCAUAAAAAAUUAUGUGACAAUUAUGAACUUUUAACUUCUGAAAAAGUUGACCGUGACGGCUUAUUAAAUUUAGAAUCAACUGAAAGUGAUAAAAACUUUAAUUCAACAAUUGAGGAAAAACCAAUGAGUGAGUUUGAAAAAUUUACGGAGGCAUUACAAAUAAGACCAAAACCAAUAGAACAGAAAAAACAAGUCCCUCUUUCCACAAUUAAAGAACUUGGACAUCUUGAUGUAACUUCGAUUAAAUUAGAAUCGAAAAAUUAUAGUUUUCAGAAUUAUCACGAGAAAUCAAAUGUGGAUCAUGUUGAUCCUUUUUGUCAAUUGAAAAUGUUAAGUGAAGCAAUCGCUAUUUUAAGUAAAAACAAGGAGAAGCCAAUUGAACAAUCAUCUGACUCACCAAUUAUCAAAAACUAUUAUAAUUCAAAGUUUAUAGGUGAAAGUAAAAAUUUAAAUGAAUUAAAAUUAUUAAAAAAAUCUUUGAAAAAUAAACAAAGUAAUAAACAUCAAAAUUCAUUUUAUAAAAAUGAUGAAUUAUUAAAUGAAAACUCGGAUACUAAAUCAACUGUUUCAAAUGUCAGCAUAUCUGAUGAACAAAAUGUACAAAACUCUUCAACUGAAUCUGAAUUCAGUAAUGAGAAUACCCAAAAUGUGAAAAAUCAUCAUUCAAAAGUAGUAAGAUAUUCAAAAUUUUCAAAAAACCAGAAAUUGGUUAGUCAUAUGACAAAAACUUCAAAACAGAAUGAGGUUUAUAGAGAUAAUAUUCAAAAUACAAUGCCACACCUUGAGAAAAAUAACAGCUUAACUGAGCCUAAUGAAGUUACGGAAGAAGUUAUUAUUUAUAAUGAAGGAAUGAACAUUGGCACUUUUGAUUUACUUGAUCAUACAUAUUCUCGAAGAAGAGAUGAUGAUAGUGAAGAAAGUAUUGAAGAUGAUUCAAGAAUUGAUUCCAAAAGCGAAGAAGAUUUCCCUGAAACGAACAAUUGUUGGAAUAAAGUUUCUUUACAAGAAUUGAAGAGCAACGUCAGUAGCAGCAAUAAUAAAUCUAGUCAUAAUCAUCUUAUUAAAAAAAGUAAUUGUACAAAGAAUCUUUUACCAAUGCACAAUCACUUUCACAAUAGAUUCGAAGAUUCAAAAAUACACCCUUAUGAAAUUAAGAAAGAAGAUGUCCAUCUUCAUAGAAAUGAACCUGUAAAGUGUAAAAAAUGUGAUCGAACAUACAUGGAUAAAAAUAGAUUAAAAAAGCAUUACUAUGAAUGUGGUAUACCACCAAUUUAUCAUUGCCCAUUGUGCUUUUAUACAGCAAGAUAUAAGCCUAGCGUCAUUCGGCAUUUGAAAAAUGAUCAUCCUGAUAAAAUUAUUGAAACAAAUUUUGAAGAAAUCUUAGAUAAAGUGCAAAAAAAAGCUACUGAAAUAAAAACUAAAUUCAAAAACCAAAUUUUAGCUGAAGAAACUAGUAAAAAGAUUCAAUCUGAUCAUUCCAAUCCUUUAAUAAGAGUUCCAAGGUCUUUGAAGAUCUACUGCCCAAAUUGUAAAGAAGAGUUUACAAAAAUACCUAGUAACUAUAAAAAGUUUUGUAACACCUGCAAUAUUAAUCUAAUGUUUAAUUGCCACCAAUGUGAACGCCGUUAUAUUUUAACGAAUCGCAUAAGCUGUCACAUUCAGGGUAAAUGCAGGGUUGGCGACCAGGAUGAUGAAAUUGUCAAUAAAAAAUCUCAUGUUCGAAAAACGUUUCCAAAAGUGAAAUUUAUUGAAUCAGAAAUAUGCUCUAAGGGCUGUGGAAAAAAAUUCAAACUACAUUCGACAAGAUUGAAGCAUCAGAAAUUGUGUGGAAAAGCUAGAGAUUUAACGUGUAAUAUUUGUUCAUUUAAAACUAAGUAUCAAUCGACUCUUAAAUUCCAUACAAAGCUUCACGUGUUGAAUCAAGAUCGAAACAUCACAUCAAAAAUUGCAGAAGAUGAACAUAGCAACCGUGAAUAAGCAUCAAAGAG
Messenger RNA from Trichogramma pretiosum, 6535 nucleotides. RefSeq lists its product as uncharacterized. The coding region runs from base 435 to 6524 and encodes 2029 amino acids. The record is from RefSeq and is a predicted model, not a curated record. Lineage: Eukaryota; Metazoa; Arthropoda; Insecta; Hymenoptera; Trichogrammatidae. The transcript has 26 exons.